AUGAAUCGUGUGCCAACAUCUACAGCAGACUCUGAGGAGAGUCUCCUCCAAUAUGAGUCCACUGCUCCGACGACGCCAGAUGGAAGUCUUACCUUUAGCCCUGUUCUCCAGGCGAUUCGAGCCAUGGACACGGUCGAGGUUGACGCAAUGGCAUCUUUGAGUGUUUCGCAACAGAACUCUGGCCGCAAUACUCGCGGAGUCCGCGAGGCAGACAUUCGACCCAUUCAGAUCCGCAACGUUUGCUGCGUUGGUGCCGGAUACGUUGGAGGCCCAACUGCCGCCGUCAUCGCCCUCCAAAACCCCAGCAUCCGCGUUACUGUAGUCGACAAAGACGCCGGCCGCAUCCGACGCUGGAACUCCAGCCACCCACCCAUUUACGAGCCGAACCUCCGACAAAUCCUCCGCGUCGCGCGCGACGGUGCCCGCGACAUCGCCUUCUCCAACCUCCCCGUCUCCCACGGCAGCUCCGACGAUGACCUGUCGGACGAAGUGUCGAUCACGACGACAGAUAUGUCCGAGUGCGGGAGCCAGUGCGACCACGUCGCCGACGUCAUGACAGCGGCGGCGAGAAGCGCGAACCUCUUCUUUUCGACGGACGUGGCGGGCGCCAUUGGCGAGGCUGAUCUCGUCAUGAUUGCCGUGAAUACGCCGACUAAGUCGAGAGGUAUUGGGGCGGGGAGCGCGACUGAUAUGGCUUCCUUUGAGGCAGUUACGGCGGAGGUGGCGAGGUAUGCUAAGGCUGGGGCUAUUAUUGUUGAGAAGUCUACUGUGCCGUGCAGGACGGCGCAGCUCGUUAAAGAGACGAUGGCCGCUCAUCGACCAGGCGUGCAUUUCGAAAUCCUAUCCAACCCCGAAUUCCUCGCCGCCGGUACGGCAGUCAAAGACCUCCUCUUCCCCGACCGCGUCAUCAUUGGCUCCUCGACCACCGCCUCAGGUCGCUGCGCCGCCGACGCGCUAGCCCAAAUCUAUGCGGCCUGGGUCCCGCGAUCCAAGAUCGUCACGACGAACGUAUACUCCUCCGAACUGGCGAAGCUCGCGGCCAAUUCUAUGUUGGCUCAGCGCAUCAGUAGCAUCAACUCCAUCAGCGCCAUCUGCGAGAGGACGGGAGCCGACGUCGACGAGGUGGCCGAGUGCAUCGGCAUGGAUCGGAGGAUAGGCGACAAGUUCCUCCGGGCGGGGAUCGGGUUCGGCGGCAGCUGCUUCAAGAAGGACAUCCUCAGCCUCGUGUACCUCGCUGAAUCGUUGGGUCUGCCCGAAGUCGGCGAGUAUUGGAGGCAGGUGGUCAAGAUGAACGAGUACCAGAGGGAUCGGUUCGCGAGGAGAGUCAUUCGGUGCUUGAGCAAUACGUUACGGGGGAAGAAGGUUACGAUUUUGGGCUACGCUUUUAAGAAGAAUACGUCGGAUACGAGGGAGAGUCCGGCAUUGCAGAUUAUCAAGACGCUCGUCGAGGAAGGGCCUAGGGAGAUCGCUGUGUUUGAUCCGGCCUGUAAUCCGCUCGUCAUCAAAGAUGAGAUGACGCAGCUCUUGGGUCCCGAGACGCUUGCGGAGAAUGGUGGUCCCGUUACCGUGUACGGAAACGCCUACGAGGCGUGCUACCUUGCCGACGCCGUCGUCAUCACGACGGAGUUUGAUGAGUUCAAGACACCGACUCCUCCUCCUCCCCCCUCGGCCACACCCUCUCCGCGAGGUCUACCGAUCGGACGAGUUGGGCACGCUUCCCAUUCCGCGACCAACAAGGCCAAGAGGGAAAAGGAAGACCCCCGUCCCUUUGAAUGUCUCGAGGUCUCGGAGAACGACCUCCUCACUCUGCAAUGGUUCCUCGCCAAAUCUGGCACGGCCAUUGAAGAUGACCCGCUCGGAAGGUUUUACGCCGAGCCCUCGUGCGACACUACCUGUCCCGAUUGCGCACGCCAACAGCAACAAGAGGGAGGGGCAGCAGCAGUUGGGAACGUGAAUAUGGGAGAAUACCGUCCGAAGGAGAGGCUGGACUGGGCUAAGAUUUCGUAUCACCUCAAGAAGCCGAAGUGGGUUUUCGACGGCAGAGGUGUCGUGGAUGCCGGGCACUUGGCUAAGUUCGGAGUGAGGGUUGAGGGUGUUGGAAGGCAGGGCCGGUGGAGUGAAACCGAGGGGGCGACGUUCUAG
This is a messenger RNA of Scedosporium apiospermum, 2142 nucleotides long. RefSeq names its product Nucleotide sugar dehydrogenase. Lineage: Eukaryota; Fungi; Ascomycota; Sordariomycetes; Microascales; Microascaceae. Gene Ontology annotation, molecular function: NAD binding; UDP-glucose 6-dehydrogenase activity. The transcript has 3 exons. Bases 1 to 2142 code for a protein of 713 amino acids. Gene Ontology annotation, biological process: glycosaminoglycan biosynthetic process; polysaccharide biosynthetic process. Gene Ontology annotation, cellular component: nucleus; cytosol. The record is from RefSeq and is a predicted model, not a curated record.